GUUUGAAGUUUUAGGUUUCAAGUACGAAGAUUGUAAGUGCCUGGCCCGGAGAGAACGCUUUCAACCCAGUGCUCAAGGUUAAAGUCGGACUUUGCAACAAUUACAGUGCGCCCUCCUGUUUCAAUGCUGUAAAGCUCUUCCAAUUUGACGUUUCUGACCCUUAUCUAUGUUUCUUAUUCUUUGUAUGUCUAUUAUCUAUGGUUUCUGACGUUUCUGACCAUGAAUAUGAACCGGGUGGUGCCAAGAUAGUUUAUUGUGAUAACCAUUUAUUUGUUAAAAAUAUUCUAAUUAGUGAAAUAUAUAACCUUUCUCAUAAAAGUAUACCGAAAUUAAGAUGUGGAAAGCUGCUGCAGGUACUCAAAUAAAUAUUAAAAGCGACGUCGAAGAUGACGAUUGGGAAACCGAUCCUGACUUUAUAAAUAAUGUAACUGAAGAAGAGCAGAGAUGGGGUUCCACAACUGUAGAGGGCUCAGGAAGGACAGCAGGUGCAAUAGACAUGGAAAAGUUAAGAGAAGAAAUUAAAGAGGAAGAUGCUUUAAUGAAGAAGAAAAUGUUGGAGGAAGGUCCUAAUGCAUCGUAUGGGUAUGGGGGUAAAUAUGGUGUUCAAACUGACCGAAUGGAUAAGUCAGCUGUUGGACAUGAUUAUGUUGGUAAAGUUGAAAAGCACGGAUCUCAAAAAGACUAUAGUACAGGAUUUGGAGGCAAAUUUGGAGUACAAAGUGAUAGAAUUGAUAAGAGUGCUGUCAGUUGGGACUACAAAGAACGUACAGAAAAGCAUGCUUCACAAAAAGACUAUGCAACAGGAUUUGGAGGAAAAUUUGGAGUUCAGAAAGAUAGACAAGAUAAAUCAGCUUUAGGAUGGGACCAUGUGGAAAAGUUAGAAAAACAUGAAUCUCAAAAGGAUUACAGUAAAGGAUUUGGAGGAAAAUUUGGGGUGCAAAAUGAUAGAAUUGAUAAAUCGGCACUCGGUUGGGACCAUCACGAGGCCCCACACAUUCAUGAGAGUCAAGUGGAUCAUAAGAAAGGUUUUGGAGGAAAAUUCGGUGUUCAAACCGAUCGUAUGGAUAAAUCAGCGGUUACUUUUGAUGAUAAAUGCUCCCAAGUUGGUACAAAUUAUACCAAGGUUAAGCCUGAAAUUGGAGAAGCCAAACCAUCACAACUUAGAGCCAAGUUUGAGAACACGCUCUCAGAGCAAACUAGCACAGUGCAGCAAGUUACCCAACAAGCCCCAAGGAAAACUGACUUCAAAGAAAAACUUGCGGUUUUUAAUAACGACACGGCGAAAGAUUUAGGUGCAACAGUGACUUCAGAACAUGUCCCAAGACAAAUCGACAUGUCCAAGUUGGCAUUUUUGAAACAAGAAAGUCAGCAGGACACAAUGACAGGAACUGGAGCAAGGACGACGCCAAAACAACUGGAUCAGACGAAAUUGAGCCAGUUUAGUAGACAAGCAAAUGAAAAUAAGGAAAAUACCUGUUCAAAUCAGGUGAAACAAGAACUGGAAGAGUUACGUCAGUUGCAACAGCAGCAACGCGAAAAUGUGCCAGAAAAGGUAGCAGGACCUCAACAACAAGAGAUUGCACAUGCAGAGGAUCCAAAAGAAUUCCCUAUACAACGACAGGUUAGUGAGGUCCCCCAAACUGAGCAAAUCAUUAAAGAAGGUAUGAUUGCGUCAGCGGAGCCUGAGUUUAUUCAAGAGGAAGAUUUGGUUGACACAGGGCUCACGGCCAUCGCCCUUUAUGACUAUCAAGCUGCCGCAGACGAUGAGAUCUCCUUUGAUCCAGAUGAUAUUAUAACCCAUGUAGAGAUGAUCGACGAGGGAUGGUGGAGGGGUCUUUGUAAUGAAAAAUACGGUCUCUUUCCAGCCAAUUACGUCCAAUUGCAACAGUAAAUGCUUUAGGAUGAGUCAGGUCUCGUAUUUGGGGCGCAAGUACUUAAAAGUGGUUGUAAAGAUGAUAGGGGGAGGGGGAUAACAAAACGGCUCCCUUAUUGUCUUAUGACCUUUUAAAAGAAUAUUCUUGUCCUUGUUAUAAAUGUUUUGCUGAACAAAACUAAGUUAAACAGAAAGCAAAGGACAGAAGAAUAAUUGUAUUUUUAUUGUUUGAUUAAUUUUAAUUCGUUUUUGUCGUAUAAUAUUUGUACCUACAAUUAUUUUUUAUAUUUUAAUUAUCCAUUGUGAAAUUUUAAUUAAUUUUAAGCGUUACCAAGAAAAAGGAUAAAAAGCCAAGGCUUAAA
Agrilus planipennis (emerald ash borer) is the source of this 2235-nucleotide messenger RNA. Its product is annotated as src substrate protein p85. The record is from RefSeq and is a predicted model, not a curated record. The transcript is spliced from 8 exons. Gene Ontology annotation, cellular component: plasma membrane; site of polarized growth; cortical actin cytoskeleton. NCBI's taxonomy places the organism in Eukaryota, Metazoa, Arthropoda, Insecta, Coleoptera, Buprestidae. Gene Ontology annotation, molecular function: actin filament binding. Gene Ontology annotation, biological process: regulation of actin filament polymerization. The coding region runs from base 335 to 1891 and encodes 518 amino acids.